Molecule: messenger RNA, 6972 nt
Organism: Lytechinus pictus (painted urchin)
Lineage: Eukaryota; Metazoa; Echinodermata; Echinoidea; Temnopleuroida; Toxopneustidae
Product: serine/threonine-protein kinase mos-like
Exons: 1
Coding region: 1488-2744 (418 amino acids)
Biological process (GO): signal transduction; negative regulation of metaphase/anaphase transition of meiotic cell cycle; protein phosphorylation
Cellular component (GO): cytoplasm
Molecular function (GO): ATP binding; protein kinase activity
Source: RefSeq, a predicted model, not a curated record
UUGCCGGUAUUAACUUGAAAAUGUCAUUGGCUUGCCUCAAGUACCGAGAUCUACUCUACCAGUCUACAGACCAUUCUACAGAGUGUCCUUUACUUUACAUUUCAUGUUAUGGGUGUACCACAAUUGUAUACUCGUAAUAUUAACCAUAUCUAGCCGCUUAAAGUGUGUUUGCUUUACUGCAAUCCUGGCUGGUGGAAAUACUUUGGAGGUUGCAAUGAGGCAAAUCUGUGACGGAUCUAACUUUACUGUGAAGACUCAACCAGGAUCAAGUUUCAGAAGAUUCCUCCAGAGCCACUUGAGUUCUUCAGAGAUACCAUAGACACAAUGAUCAUAAUAUCAACGAGGUGACGCAACAAUGAUUAGCAAAGAUGUCUUCAAGAUCCUUAUUCUUUGGUGACGAGUAAUAUUUUCCCUCUGUGAAUAAAAGCAAUGCAGAGUAUUUGCCGGAUUUGUCUCUCUACCAGUCGAAUAUGGACGAACUUGGAUAAUAUAUCUUCUUCAUCACUUUUAUUACAUUGAAAUGGAUGUACUCAGAGUGGUUCCCCGUGCCUACUGCCCAUUUGACCUAAUGAUCAUAUAAUAGUGGUUCCAUGUUUACUCGGGAAACACUGAUCAUUUCAAAUGUAAUUUAUUCAUUUUAACAUCCCAUGGUUAAGCAUCAUUCAUUUUAAUUUGCGAAAUUAUACAUGGGCCGCUGACAAAUCGUUUAAAUGCAAUGAGAACUUUUGAUUGACAGGAAAUUUGCAAAUGGAUUUUCGAGACCGAACUCCUCGAGUUGAGUACUAUCUUGACAAACUGAUCCUAUUCUAUGGAAUUUAUGUCCUAAUCGUACAUUCGACACUGUCAUCAUAAAUGACUGUCGUCAUUUCUGGAACUUUUUCUGUAAUUCACACUGGAUAACAUCCCUUUUCUGGCAUCGCAUUCCUAAUUGAAAAAUAUUAAUCUUAUCAUUGUUACUGCUGCCUCUAUGUGAAAGGAAACACGGACUUCUUAUAUCUUGGAUGUCACAGAUGCGUUAUUAGCUAGCAUACCAUGCAUACCCUGACAGUUAGAUGAGUAUGACACAGAAAUAUCAGCGAAGUCAUGAAACACUCCUAAAUUAAUCUUCAAAUUGAUAUUUCAAAGGUCAUAAUUGCAGAUUGCGGUAUCUCUUUCUUUCAAUGACUGUGGUAUUUUUAACAUGACUUUUAUUUUCAAAUUUACAAUACUGCAAUGAUGGGAAUAUCAAGCGCUCCCUUUUGAACAAAAUAACACCUGGUUGCCCAGGGUAGGCUGAAAUAAAUCAAUAAAAGUCUAGACCACUUCAUGCACCUGUCGCUGCUUACAUCGUUAUGCACAUCAGAAGCAUAUACAUUUGCCUCGCAAAAUGCCGAGAUUUUCUUAACAAUCAAUUACCAUUUUCACUCUCACUCGAUUGACAUGACAAUUGCCAGCGCAUUGCUGUGCCUUUCUAUUCGAGUUAUUGGAAGUCACAGCUGAAAAGAACAAUGACGAAAAUAUUCGAAGUUAUUCUGAGGCUUUUGUCUCGGCAUUUCGCCUUUCUGCGGAUAUAUCAGGCAUACCUGCAACGCUCGAAGAGGACAAUAUCCACUGAAAACCUUUUAGCGCCCAGAGAUUGUGAUUCAGAAACGUUUCAUCUCAAACGAAGGAGACACACUGACUGUGUGAUUAAGACAAGAGAAUAUCACUCAGCAGAGGUAUAUUGUCACAAUUCCAACAAGAGGAAAAAAUCAGUGGGACUACAGAGUGCUUUUAUUCUUAAAGGAGACAGUGAAUUUCAGAUGGAGGAGUCACUCAUGAAUUCAAAGUUUAGGAUCAUAACGCACCAGCAUGCGUCAAGGACAACAUACCACUGUGUCACGGAUAACAACAAUGAUACUGUGUCAGUGAGGCCACGGGAUCUUCUUACGGACGACUUUCAUGUGGAAGGUUUGAUUGGCAGUGGCGGGUUUGGAUCAGUGUUUGUCGGGAAGUACUGCGGUCAACGAGUGGCCGUCAAGGUACUGCGCCCACGAAGGACAAAUGCCGAAGCGAUGCUUCAGAGCUUUCGCGCGGAAGUCAAUGCCCUGUACUUAAAGCACGAGAACAUCGUCAACGUGCUAGCCACAAGUGCCGUCGAAGACUUCGACGCUGGUGCUUUUAUCAUCAUGGAGUACGCGGGGAAGCGGAACCUUCAACAACUGAUCAACGAAACAUCAGAGAGGUUGCCGCUGGCACGCCGUUCGAAUUUCGCUCUUCACAUUAUCCGUGCCUUGCAAUAUACCCACGCACAUAACAUUGCUCACUUGGACGUCAAGCCAGCGAAUGUCAUUGUCGACGAUUAUGAUGUUUGUCGCCUAUGUGAUUAUGGCUGUUCUCAACAAGUCUUUGGCUCGAAUGGCAAAGGUCUCAGAAGCCCUACAAAUCGAUCCUACCUAACCGGUACCUGCGGAUAUCGUGCGCCGGAGCUGUUGUGCGGUGACGCGCCUACGACCAAAGCCGAUAUCUAUUCGUUUGGGAUCACACUUUGGCAGAUGUUAACGCGAGAGACGCCGUACGCAGGGGAGAAUCAUCAUGUUGUCAUCUUCGGGGUCGUCGCCAAGGACAAGCGACCAAAGUUACCCGACAACGAGAACGAGAUAGAAAACGACUGGUAUCGCCGUCUUAUCACGAAGGCUUGGCCGAAACAACCCGAAGACCGACCGACUGCAAGGGAGAUCAUGAGAGAGCUGGAAAUGCGACUCGGUGUCGAUGACGUCGCUUGAACGACCGUGCCGACGACCGAACUCCCAUCUAACUGCUGACUAUCACUGUUAGCUAAUUGAUGGUUGAAGUUUGGGAAUUUCAGAGCAAGAUUUCAUUUCGCACCUGACAUCAUUGACCUGCCCUCUUUGGCCAGUGGCAGUCACGUUGGAUGACAUUCCAUUGAUCUCAUCGAUGCCGUCAACCUCGAGUUGGUUCUGCAAAAUAUAAUUUGUUGUACAAUGAUUGUAGACCAUUCUGACCUCGAGGUCAGCUUUUUUAUACAAAUAAUGUAAGCUCAGUUAUUGCAAUUUAUGUGUCACAUUGUACUUUGAUGACAUAAUAAGGUCUCCAUAAUCAUGAUUAAUAGUCUGAUUUUGUUAACUUAAUUUGUAUUUAACAAUAUUACACGUUGUUUUAUUUUAAAUCCUUCUGUAAUAAUUUUGAUAUUGUAUUUUAAUUGACUGCCAGUGUUGAAAUACUCCCUAUGGAGUUAUUGUUAUCGUCGAUCUUUAUGGCAACUUUAUGAUGACUAAAGCAUGUGGCUUGAGAUCUGCAUAGAUCCAUGACAUCAUACAAAAAUUACUUGGUACAUAAAAGGCAAGUCCGGGGGUAACCAGUCCGGGUGUAUCUAUUUCAUGGAUUUGAUGAAGAUGAAUAAAGUUAUGACGUCAUAAUUAGGUUAGUUUGAUCAAUUUGUAAUGAGUAUGUGUUCCAAUCAAUGGUGAUAGUGAGGAAUGAUACGAACUGUCUCUCGUAGAAUUCAAUAUCCUCAAGGGGUGAUCAUUGAAUUAUCAAAGGAAUUCGAUCCACUCAUGCAAGGUUUGGAGUGCAAUAUUGUCAUCUUGUAAUUUUUACAUAUUCAUGAUUUAACUGCAUGGUAGAUACUUUUCAUACAUGUUGGGCAGGGACCCACGAGAAUGACUAUAUCAACAGUCUAUAUCAAUCGGAAAAAUCGUGAUAUAAUUGAAACAGUUCAAACACAAUUCCAGUCUAAGCAAUAUGAAUGCAGUCUUCCUACCCUACUAAAAGACAAUAUCUCUCGAGUAUUUGUUAAUGGUAAUUUAUCGUCUUCCAUAUAUGGGCUAUCGGUUGCUUAGUUAUGUUUUCAAAUUUGCAGACGCAAUGAUUGGCUCUUCCGCAGAUAACAUUUUGUGCAUUGUGAUCCAAAUGGUAUUCCACUCGGGCACCUGACUGCUUAUUCUUCUAUUAAAAUCUAAUUCUCCCCAAAUCAAUCCUACUUACCUUUUUAUGCUUAGUAAAAAUAUUUUUUUGUAUCAAUCGAGCUUUUCAUUGCAAAUCACUUUAUCAUAUUUAUUUGAACUUUUGAAUAGGCCUAUAGCCAGAUUAAGUGGAUGACGUCAAUCUAUGCAAUAUUUGAAUCAUUUCCACUAAAUUCCACCCCUUAUCGAAGAAAAUGAAUUAAAAUAUAAUACUAUAAAUUAAUGAUAUUCAACAUACCAGAAGUAACUAUGCACAGUUUAAAACGAGUUUCCAUCGGGAUAAGAAAAUAUCAGCUCUGCUUGAAUUUGGGUUACUGAGCUAGUUCCCAAGGUCUUGUGUAAACAAAUCAAUUUCUCGAUUUGCAUGAUAUCGUGUGAAGCAAUCAAUCAUUUUUUAUUUAUUUUUUAUUAAUUUCCAAAAUAUCUUUUUACCAUGAAGUGUUGUUUUCAAAGACGCCUACACGGUCGUUUGUAUACCAUAUGUGUAUAUCUUUUUAAACAGGAAAUGAAAGAAAAAAUCGGAAAAAAUAUACAUUGUGAUCAUAUUUUUGUAACCGUUAAUCAUGUCAUGAUUGUUGAUCUAAUGUUUAAGUUUGUAGGGAACGAAAAUGUUCGUUUUAACUUUGUUCAAAUCUCGUCAUAAUCAUGAGAAUAGCUAGAGGAAGAAGGUAUAGAUUUGGAAGUGUUAGAUGGUCGUUUGGAUGUUAAUUUAUAGGACAAGUAUAAUAGGAAUCCUAAUUCAUCAAUUGGCAACUUUUUGCGAGGCAUAUAAACUAUUACAUAAUUAAGAGAAAGCACCUAGAAGUCUGACAUUCACAUAACUCAUUCUUUUUUAUUAUUUCUCAGACUUGAUCUUAAUGAACUUCAAGUUUUAUCUCGGAUGGGCUCUCCCGCUUGACCGAACAUUGUCGUAGUUCACGUUUUAAUUUUUACUCCCCGGUUGCUCAUACUGGCAUAAUUAUCUCAGGUCCACUUUACGACUCAAAAUAAAUCCUUGAAAGGUUCACACUUGAAGGAGCAAAGUUUCAAUAAUUGUGGACUUAUAUCAAUUGGGAGUGAAUGUUUAUAAUUUCAACUCUUGACUUCAGUCAUCAGUCCAGCUUGAUUGAUCAUUGGGUCAUUCUAAAAAGAGUGAAUAUAUAUUCUUUUCAGUUCCAAGUUUAAUCAAAAUUUACUCCCACUACACUUUUGGCACACUUUAUCUUUUUUUUUUAUUAAAGAAAAGAUUAACUCUGAAUUCGUUAACAUCUAAAAGAAAGACUUGUUGACUUCACACGACAUGUUUUAAUUGCCGUCAUUAUAGGGAGUUGGAUGGCGGGUGAUGGUGUUAAGCGACGAGUUUCUUUUGUUCACGCCGGUUCAACUUAAAAACCAUUAAAAAUACCCUUUUUAAUAUCAGUUCUGUUGAAAGUUAUAGGCUAUUAUGCCUACCACAGUCAAACAAGAAGUUGUUCCCUCACAUCAGCUAUAAAUGAUAUUCUUGCUUAACUGCAAUUUCUCAGUGUUCAGUUAAUAUAUUUUAUUUUGAUCAUUGAUACUUCUAUAUCACUGACCGAUAUUGACUAUGCGGAAAGUAAUGUUGAAUACAAUCUUGAAUCCAAUACAAAAUUGAAAUAAGCAGCAACAAAAACGCUGGCUAAUCGGUAUUUUCAUCACAAACUCGUUUGUUUACGUUAGCACGGUAUUUCAUAUUCAAACUGGUAUUUAACUUGAUUCUUUCUAAUUAAUGUACAGUGUUUUGCAGUGUGUCAAUACAAACAAAUUGUCCGUUACUUGUCUAUACCAUUUUCUUCGUGUCAUUAUUCAACCUGUGUUUCAGGUCAUGUUGGACACCAUGAUUAUGGAUUGUAUGGUUCGUUAGUAAUUGUAGAGAUUGUGACCAUGCCAUAUCAUUUUUAGCAGCUAUUCAUACCUUGUUCAUAGUAGACAUUAAAUUCAAUCUGUAUGGACACACCCAGUGCAUAUACUAUACACGUGAACCGAAAGAAUGAACACAUGCAAAAUAAUGUAAACGCGACUUUAAUAUGCAUGUAACCUCUAAAACGGAUCGUUGCUGGUAGUAUCGGGUUCUGGUUCGAGUAUUUUCAGAGAAACACUGUCAGAGAGUAGCUUGUCUGUCGAUAAUGAAUUGAAGAAAGGAGAGGGCAUGUUAAAAUAGGCCUAGGCGUGGGACCCGGGCGUGGGAGUAUAUUGUAUGAAACAGAAUAGGCACCAUUGCGUGGGCGAGUACGAAGGCUACACAAAUCGAUCUGCUUUGAAUAAAAAAAUGAUUGUAUAAAACUAAAAGGUUUGGGUGUUUUGUAAAUUUGCAAUUUCAUUAACUCAGUUCUGACAAAAAAAUUAUUAGUAUUAACAAACACUUUUAAUGGUACGUGCUAUAUUCACGAGGUAACGGUGCCUUCGAGUUGAAUAUUGUUAAUUGCAAUUUUGGGGUGUCUGUAUACUUCACUCCAGCGCCACGCCUUGCAAAGUUUUGCGUUUGAUCAUAUCAACAAAACUAUCAAUAGCACGCACAGCACCAUUACCAAUCAUUACCGUUAAUUAUACAUUUUUAAAAUAUAAUUUUACAGGGUAACCGUGCAUAUAUAAAAGCAACAAGAACUAAUCAAUAUUUCAAUUUCAUUGUUUCCAAAUGCAAAGUGCAUUUUCUGACGGAAAAAAAAUAAAGCUUAUUGGUUAUCCAUAGAAGGUAUUGAUCACUCGCAAUUCUUUGUGAAAACGGGGCCUGCGGGCACUGAUCUAUACGGAUAUCAGAACAGAUCAGUCAGUAUUCCCUGGUCAAACACCUGUCUUGUUCAUAUGUCAACAAAAUCAUGGUUAUGAUUAAUUGAUUAUUAUAAUAAUUUUAUAAUUGUAAGUUACCUGGGCAAUGGCCUAUUUAUAAUUCCCAAUGCAAUAUUGUCAAAACAAUCUAGGGAAAAAUAUUUUUUAUACGUAAACUGGAAUAUCAUCGUUUGAUUAAAAUGAAGGAUAUAAUCUAAUUUGGCAAAAUAUUCCGAGACAUGAUUAACGGGCCUAUUAACUCUUU